GCAGAGAGAUUGAGGAAUUGAGGUGCUGCAGAGUAUCCAGAUUCGAACCCUACUGAUACUCGCUUUGCUUGUGUGUUUGAUUUCGAAUCGUGCGAUUUUGGAGAAACUGUUAAUCAUCACAUCUCUUGCGUGCUUGCUCCCGUAACCUCAUCAGAAUCUCUAUUGGCUGGCUGGCCUUAAACAAUUAGCAUUUUGUUUCCUACUGAGUAAUACACCAAUAGUAGCUUCGUUUUGCACUCCAAGUGUUUGAUAAAUUUACCAUCCCUGCAACCCCAUCAUUUGGCGUGAAGGAAGUAUCUGAACUCCUUGGUUGGAUAGAGGAACCCAGAUAACAAGUGCUAUGGACCCAUCUAUAGUGAAACUUCUUGAAGAUGACGAGGAUGAAACAAUGCAUUCGCGGGUGGAUGUGGAAGCUUUCCAGGCUGCUCUAAAUAGAGAUAUUGGAGGAGAUGCAUCUACUUCUCAGCUUUCUGGUUCAGAUUCAGUUUUGUCUCAAGAAAACAAUAAUACAGUUAGUCAGUCAUUACCCCAGUGGCCAACUUCUAGCCUUGACAGCCAAACUGACAGUCAAAAUCAAGAGCCUAAAUCUGUAGUGCAGGAAGAGCAACCUUCUGAGAUGGAACUGAAGCAACCUGUACCUCUUGUGGAACAACUGCAGCAUGUUGCUUCACAGGAUGUAAAUAAUGCUCUGUUGUCACAGAAACAAUCUCAAGAUGAAUGUCACCAAGUGCCGACUGUACAAGUUUCCCUCCAAAAUUCUCAAGCAAGUGGAAGUCAGAAUUCUGGAAAAGAUCCAGUCCUUAAUAAUGAAGUAGUCAAAACCCAUAACCCCAGUAGUGAAUCUCAGUAUGCCAAGUUGCAGCAGAUGAGUAAUCAACAGGCUACAGUCACCGAGCAGCCAAACAACCAAACUAAUCGUGGUAAUCAAGUACCAUUUGGUCUGUUGCUACCCGUCUUGAUUCCCCAACUUGCCAAAGACAAAGCCAUGCAACUUCAAACUCUAUUUGCUAAACUGAAGAAAGAUGAAAUACAGAAAAGCGAUUUUGUGCGGGUGAUGAAGAAUAUUGUUGGGGAGCAGAUGCUUAGACUAGCAUUAGUAAAAGUGCAAUCCCAGACAAGGUCAAACCAGGAACCUGCUGGGCAGCAGCACCCUGUAAGGACACAAACUGUUAGUUCAGGGGUAAGGCAUGUGAAUGAUCCCCAUGCUUCAGCACAGAUGCAUCAGAGAAGCAUGGCUGCUGACCAAAAUCGAAUGACGUCCUCAGCGGUCCAAAUUAUGGAGAGAAAUGCUAGGAAAUCUCAGGAAUUGGAUGUUAAAAUAGAAUCUCAAGGAUUGCAAUCAAGCCAAUUGCCAUUUUCACGUAAUGCUGUUAGCCAAGAAACAGAAAGAUCAUCAGUUCACAUACAAGGGCUUAAUAAGCAGCAGCAACAACAUAUACACUUUCCAUCAGCAUAUGGAAGUAGUAAUGAUAGUUAUAACCCUUUUUCUGGCGCAAGCAGUGGUUCCAAUUCAUUUAUUAAACCACAGCAACAAGAUUCACAUAUGAGUCAAAUUCCACAUCAAAGCAUUAGUUCAAAUCACUUAGGUGGGACAACACAUAUGAUAGGUAUACCAAAGCUUGAACAGCAGAAUUCUUUAAAUGACUCCAAGAAACUAGGUGGAUCUGUGUGUGCUGCUGUAAACAGAGCAGCAUCUCAGCAAACUUCAAAUGCCUGGCAACCACCAACGAACAAAGAACAAAAUUUGGGCUUUAUGUCGUCUGCUUCUUAUGUCAAAAAGGAGCCAGGUGACUUGUCUACAGAGCAGCAACAUAGGCAUAAUUUGUCUAAAUUGCAUGGACUGCCUUCUGUUAAUUCUGCACAGGUUGAAAAGGGUGGUGCUAAUCAAAGGACUGUAAUGGACGAGUUUUCAAGAGGUCUUCCUGCAUCAACAAGCACGCCUCCUACAACUUCUGUAAUGACCCAACUAGACCCUAAUGUCUCUACCCCAUCGAACGUAUCUGGAGUUAUUGCAAGGACACCUCUUAAAAAGCCUCCUCUUGCCCAGAAGAAACAACUUGACGUGCCUGGUUCCUCACCUCCUCCGCCAAGUAAAAAACAAAAAUCGUCUGGGGGAUCUGUAGAACAAAGCAUUGAACAGCUUAAUGACGUGACUGCUGUCAGUGGAGUUGAUCUUAGGGAAGAGGAAGAGCAGCUAUUUUCUGGGCAGAAAGAGGAUAGUCGAGUUUCAGAAGCAUCUCGAAAAGCUGUGCAAGAAGAGGAGGAAAGGCUGAUUUUGCAGAAAGCUCCAUUGCAAAAGAAGUUGAUUGACAUUAUGGCCAAGUGUGGCUUGAAGGGUAUGAGCAAUGAUGUGGAGAGAUGCUUGUCACUGUGUGUAGAGGAAAGAAUGCGUGGACUCAUAAGUAACCUGAUUAGACUGUCAAAACAGCGGGUUGAUGUUGAGAAGACAAGACAUCGGACAAUUGUCACCUCAGAUGUUGGGCAGCAAAUACUGACAAUAAAUAGGAAAGUAAGGGAAGAGUGGGAGAAAAAUCUGGCAGAAGAGAAGCUUCGGAAACUAAAUGAUGUUGAGAGCAAUGCUGGAGAUGAUGGUGAUGCGGAGAAGGAUGAGAGUCGUUCUAAAUCGACAAAGGUGAACAAGGAAGAGGAUGGCAAGCUGAGGACGAAUGCUGCAAAUGUUGCUGCCCGCGCUGCUGUUGGGGGGGAUGAUAUGCUCUCAAAGUGGCAACUUCUGGCUGAGCAAGCCAGGCAGAAACGUGAAGAGGCGAUGGACACGUCAUCCGGUUCGCAGCCAUCAAAUGAUGUGAACCCGAAAUCCUUAUCAACAUCUGGAAGAGGUACAAAGGAUGACCAAGAAGGGGAGAGAAAAGGUUCUACUGCUUUUCUUGCAGCUUCAGGUUCUGCUGGAAAACAUGGGAGAAAUCAUGCUGUUGCAUCUCAAGCUAGGGUAGCUCGAAGCAUCUCUGUGAAGGAUGUAAUUGCAGUCUUAGAGAGGGAACCCCAGAUGUCUAAAUCACCACUCGUACAUCGCUUGUAUGAAAGAAUUCAUUCUGAUGCUCCAGCUGAAUAACGAUAAAUGAAGUACCUAGCAGGUGAUAUUUUUUUUUUUUUAAAUUUUGUUGUUGAGUUUAUUAUUAUCUUAUGCUUAUCAACUAAAUUGAAAAGUUUCCUCAAGUCGGAUACCAACUGUGUUGUACACCUGACUACUUAUAGCCCCCGAUAGUUUACCAUUUAAAUUUGAUUUUCUCCUGUAUUCACAGUUGUCUUGUAAAAA
Messenger RNA from Lotus japonicus, 3274 nucleotides. RefSeq names its product transcription initiation factor TFIID subunit 4b-like. Bases 341 to 3070 code for a protein of 909 amino acids. The record is from RefSeq and is a predicted model, not a curated record. Gene Ontology annotation, cellular component: transcription factor TFIID complex. Gene Ontology annotation, biological process: transcription initiation at RNA polymerase II promoter. The transcript is spliced from 15 exons. NCBI's taxonomy places the organism in Eukaryota, Viridiplantae, Streptophyta, Magnoliopsida, Fabales, Fabaceae. Gene Ontology annotation, molecular function: DNA binding; RNA polymerase II general transcription initiation factor activity; protein heterodimerization activity.